Prorocentrum cordatum is the source of this 1434-nucleotide messenger RNA. NCBI's taxonomy places the organism in Eukaryota, Dinophyceae, Prorocentrales, Prorocentraceae. The record is from the annotation of a GenBank genome assembly.
AUGCUAUAUUGGAGAAGCUGCCUCGACAAAGCCGCUUGCCCCGCGCCCUGGUAUUCUGCGGACCCCCAGCGCGUCGAGACCUACAGGAAGGACCUCGCGCCCUUGCCCGACACGUCGACGGCCCCGGCCGCCGUCGCUCGUCGCAUCGGCCAGGCCGACCGCGACUGCGUACUGGGGUGGGCGGCGAAUGCGGAGUUCGAGCCGCCGCCCGAAACCACGCUGGACCCGCGGGCUUUCCCAGAGGCGAAGCUCCCCGCGGCGCUGCGACGCGGGUUGCCCAUCCACUCGCUGGACGAAGCCGGCCCCGCUUCCACCUACACGGGCCUGGACAUCGGUGACGACGACGGCUGGGCGAGGGCGAAGCUUGCCAGCGUUGCGAGGGCUAAUGCAGUGGACCCCGCGGAGCUCACGGGCAAUUCGGUCUGCUCGGAGGCAGUCACCAGUCGCCCGGUCACGCCUCAGGACCCCGACGGCUUCAAGGUGCGGGGCCACCCUCGGGCGGGGCACUUCGCUGAUGGGGCGAUCAGCCUCUUGGAGGCGUCGGCGAUCACCGACGCGACCAGAGCCCGCUUCUUGGGCCUCGCGCUCGGGCCCCUGGACGGGAUCGGCAUGCACUGCCACGGCUUCGGCGCUACGGGCGGGCCGGGCAUCCUGACGAUCGCUUGCCUGACCGACUUGACCCAGGGCGGUUUCGACGCCACCGCGGGCAGGAGUGACGGACGAACCAGCGCCGUCGAGCACUGGCCCGCGGCGCGCGCGCUGACGCAUGGCGCGCCCGAGGUCAGCCCCCCACGGGACUUCAAGCCCGCCGACGUCCGCGCGAUGUUCCGACGGGCUCUGCUGGAGCUCCGGCUGCAGAAGGGGGCAGUACUUAGCGCCCGCGGCUGCGGCCGCGAAGCAGGUACCGGUCUGCUUUCCGUCGUGCUCACAGGCGAGAUUCCGGACAUCCUGCGCCGGGGGCAGAUCGGAAUGCGGGUCUCAGCCUGCCUGACCGGGCCGUCGAGGAACUUCACGUGCGAGCCCCACAUCCGCUUCAUCACCAAAUCCAUUCUCUUGCGUUUCGGGGGCGCUCUCGCUGCGCCGCAGGCCGCGCGCCCAGCGGAGGCAGCGAGCACCGAACACCAGAGGCACGCCGAGGUCUCCGGAGCAGUCCUGGCGCGUGAGCAGGGGGAGCCUCAGCGCCCUCAGCGCCCGCUCCGGCAGGGCGCUGAGGCCGCAGAGAAGCACACGUUCGCUCUAGGCCAGUCGGCGCGCCUUGUCGGCCUCAGCCGGGGCCGUGGCGGGCUCGACGAGUUGAAGGAGGACUUCCCCGUCGACCCCGCCCCGGAGUCAGCGCAGGUUGCAGACGACGUAGACGCGGACGCUGGCGCCGAGGACGAGAACCUCGGCGACACCGCCUUAGAGUCCGCGCAGGUCGAGGGGGACGCUGACUAG